AUGCCGCCAGGGCGCCAUCGUGGCACGCUCGUGUGCGUCGUGCUGAAGGCGAAAAACUUGCCUAAUAAGCGCUCGAUAGGCAAGCAGGAUCCCUAUGCGGAGCUGUCCGUCGGCGACGACACGCAGCGCACGCGCCCGGACAAAAGGGGUGGGCAGCACCCGCUCUGGGACGAGCAGCUGCACUUUGAGAUCUACGAUGGCAUGCAAAACGCCCUUGCGCCGGACGGCGCAAGCGGCCACGCGCUCGGCAUCGCCUGCUUUGCGCUCGACAAGGAGUCGGACAUGAUCGGCGAGGGCACGCUCGCCCUCGACCACGUCCUGCAGCACGGCGAGCACGACCAGUGGAUUCCACUCACCAAGAACGAGCGGUACGCGGGCGAGGUAUACGUCGAGCUCACAUUUUACUCGCUCGACAUACCCAAGUACGGCAGCGUGGGACAGGGGCCGCCGCCGACCACGCCGGGCACGCCGGGCUCCUCGAUCCGCACCGCCAGUCCGGUGCGCGUCGCGACGCCGGUGCGCACCACGUCUACCUCACAGGUGCUCGCGCCACGCUCCGCAUCAGGCACCGUGCCGCCGCUUCUCCAGCCAGGGCACCUCACCGCGCCGCCGGGCACGUAUACCCCCCCGUAUUCCCACGCGGAGCACGCCAGACAGGACCGCCGCGUUCCCCCGGUGCCGACGCGCGCCUGGACCACGGAGAAUGUAGCGCCGACGUCCCCGUCGAGCACCGCACGCCACCACUCGGUGCCGUGCGCUGCGCCCGCUCCGGCGACGAUCCUGCCGCCGCCGCGCAGGUACGACCAGCGGGGCGUGCACAGCCCCCCGCGCGUCCGCACGCCGCCGCUCCGCUCGCCCCACGCACCUGCACCCGGCGCCGCGGUGCCGCGCUCCGAUAGUCUGCCGCUCCUUGCGCCAGGCGCGCCAAGCACAGACACGGCGCCGCCGUCGCCAGGCGCGUACGGCCUCUCGCCGAUCCGCUCGCCCAGCGCGCCGAGCACGCUGCCCGGCUCGAGCUUCGCGUACUCGGCGAGCGGCCAGUGGCUCCCGCCACUCACAGCCGACGACUCUGCUGCGUCGCUGCCCGACAUGCUCUCGCCGUGGCGCGCGCCGGACGACACGUCGUACGACACGUCGUACGAGGACGCGUCGCGGCACUCGCGGCACAUGCUGCAGCGGCCUACGCGCGCCGUCACGACGGACGCCGAGGCGAUCGAGGCGGCGGCGGCCGCGCUCAUGUCGCCCCACGCCGCCGAGCUGUCUGCGCACGAGGCGAUCUACGGCCGGAACACGUCGAUCGACACGUCGCGCCCCCUGCCGUCGCCGACGACGCGGCGCCCGCUUCCGACUCCCCAAAAAGGCACGAACCGCUUGGCGAGCGUAUCGCUCGACAUGCCGCGCACCGCGACGCCCGCGCGCGCGUCGUCGCCCCUGGCCUCGCCCCUGGCCUCGCCCCACGCCGUGCCUCGCGCAUCGUCGCCACUGCCGACGCCCCCCCGCGCGUCGUCGCCCAUGAGGCUCUCGCCGUUGACGAUCCCUACGUCGCCCGGCGGCGUGCCUGCGCGUGUCCCGUCGCCGCGGUCCACGGUGCGUGUCCCGUCGCCCCACACCCCUGUCUAUGCCUCCCCCCUGGCUGCACCCCCCCGGGCGUCGACGCCGCCGCCUGCGUACGCGCCGAUGCUUCCCCCCCGGAGUUCGCCGCCCUUGCCGCCGUUACCUCCUUCGUAG
Messenger RNA from Malassezia japonica, 1728 nucleotides. RefSeq lists its product as uncharacterized. Lineage: Eukaryota; Fungi; Basidiomycota; Malasseziomycetes; Malasseziales; Malasseziaceae. The record is from RefSeq and is a predicted model, not a curated record. The coding region runs from base 1 to 1728 and encodes 575 amino acids. The transcript is spliced from 2 exons.